CGGUGUUAGGCCUCGGUGAUCACUUCCCCGCUGCUCGUCUUCACAAGUUCUCCUCAACCCCAAACCAAGCCUUCUCUAAGCCGAAAUGGAGCGUACCUUCAUUGCUGUGAAGCCUGAUGGCGUCCAGAGAGGACUGUGUGGUGAGAUCAUCAAGCGUUUCGAGACCAGAGGCUACAAGCUGGUUGCCGCCAAAUUUGUCCAGGCCUCUGAGGAACACAUGAAGAACCACUACCUGGACCUGAAGGACAUGCCUUUCUAUGCUGGACUGUGCAAAUACAUGUCCUCUGGACCCAUCUUGGCCAUGGUGUGGGAGGGUGAGAGCAUUGUGAAGAUGUCCAGGAUGAUGUUGGGUGAGACCAACCCCGCUGACUCCAAGCCUGGUAGCAUCCGUGGUGACCUGUGCAUCAACAUUGGCAGGAACAUCAUCCACGGCAGUGACACCCUGGAGAAUGCCAAGAAGGAGGUCGCACUGUGGUUCAAGGCAGAGGAGUUCGUCACCUACGCUUCCUGCGCCCAGCCCUGGCUGUACGAGUAAACCUGCCAACCAAAAACCAGCAAAUUACUCCUGACUGGACCUCAUCCACCCCACUGACCCCGUCCCACCUGUCGUUCCCGCAGUUGAUUCUCCAACUUGGUCUUCAUUCAUCAAUCCCAAACAUGUAGCACUUGUCAAUAAAGUCUAAAUGUUAACAAAAACUUU
This is a messenger RNA of Labrus bergylta (ballan wrasse), 700 nucleotides long. RefSeq names its product nucleoside diphosphate kinase B. Gene Ontology annotation, molecular function: nucleoside diphosphate kinase activity. Gene Ontology annotation, biological process: regulation of apoptotic process; UTP biosynthetic process; CTP biosynthetic process. Lineage: Eukaryota; Metazoa; Chordata; Actinopteri; Labriformes; Labridae. The record is from RefSeq and is a predicted model, not a curated record.